AUGGAUUCAACAAUGAUGUUUCUUUGUAAGUAUGAGUUGCAAAUUCUUCCGGUGAGGUUAUCGGGUGGUGGUAGGUUGAAAGAUGUUUUAAGCAACAUUCAUAAUAGGUGGCAGAAUCUGUCUGUUGGUGGGUUUUCUAUUUCAUAUGUUUAUGAGGAUGGUUAUUGUGCUCUUCAGAAUGAAUUUGAUUUUGAGAACAUGCUUUUUUUGUUUAGUAAUUGUGAUCGCAUAAAUGCAAAGGUUUAUGAGAAUAAACAUAGUAGCAGGUUAAUUGCUGGUAGUAAUUUCGAUGAAAUGGGUGAUGUUGAUGAAAAAGUUGAUGAUGAGUUAGAAUAUGUGGAUAGAAUGGACCCUGCGGAAAAGAAUUCUAAACAUGCGGAGACUAGGUAUUUGACGGAAGCUUGGGCUGAUUUGAUAGAUGGUGUUGGACAAGAAUUUCCCUUAGGUGUGAAGGAGUUCAGGGCUGUGCUGGCUAAAUAUGCGAUUGAGAAUGGCUUUAUGUACCGUUUCGUGAAAAAUGACUUACUUAGGGUGACGGCUGUUUAUGUUAUUAUGGGGUGUGAAUGGCACGUGCAUGCUAUUUUAAAUAGAACCAAUGGAGUAUUUCAUAUUAAAAAGUGUCAUAAUGAGCAUAAUUGUGGUUCAACGUAUCAAACCAAUAAGUAUAAGCGCGUGUCAUCCCGUCUGGUUGCGAAUGAGAUAGCUAAAAUUGUCAAGAAAAAACCUAAGACUUCUCCAAUCGACAUGCUAGAUUGGUUCACAGACAAGCUUCGAUGGUACGUUCAAGCUGCAAGGGCUACGAAUCCGAGGAGCAUAUUGAGGCUCGAAUCUGAUCAUGUAACCAAGGAGUUUUCGCGACUGUUUGUGUCGUUUGACGUUUGUAUCAAGGGGUUCAACUACUGUCGAUCGUUUCUGUGUCUUGAUGCCACCCAUCUGAAAGCUACAUAUGGCAGAAGUUCGCAUAUAAUGAGUAUAUUGUCCACUCACCCUAUUACCUUUAUUGCUGAUCGUAAAGCAGGUUUUGUCAACAACAUCCCUGUUAUGUUCCCCGAUUAUCAUCAUGCAUACUGUCUUUAUCACCUACAGUUUAACUUGAAAGAUCACUUUCCUGGUCAGUUUAGGAAAGGCUUUCGGAACAGGCUCGUUGAAUUGUUCAACAAAUGUGCAUAUGCUUCAUCGGUGUCGAUUUACAAAGCUGCUGAGGAAGAAUUUUACCAAUUUGGUGGAGAUAAAGCUAGGACCUUUAUUGCGAGUGUCCCCAAAGAGCAUUUGAGUAACGCGUAUUUCGAAGGUCAAUGGUAUGGUGAGAUGAGUUCUAGUGCUAUGGAGUCGUUUAAUAAUUGGAUUCUUAAAGCUUGGGAAAUGCCUGUGUUUUAUUUAGUCGAUGAGCUUCAUCGCAAAAUUAUGAAGCAAAUGGCAGCUAGGAGAGUAAAGUUGAUGAAAUGGAAUUCAGUGAUUUGUCCGAAGAUGGAUAAGAAGUUAGUUCGCUUUAUCAAGAAAGGAAGGUCGUGGAGGAUCAUUAUGUCAAAGGUUGGUUUGUACGAGGUGCGCUGUCUUCCCCCGAAGGUAGCAUAUGUUGAGGAAAGGACGUGCUUUUGUGGUAAUUGGCAGUCUACCGGUUUCAUGUGUAGGCAUGCUGCAACGGUUAUUAUAAAAGCUUGUAGAGGGGAAGGAAAUUUGGUGGACCACAUUGAUCCGUUAUACCUUGUUGAUGCGUAUCAACGUGCAUAUGAAGAACCUAUAUAUCCAGUUGUAGAGAGUGACAUUUUCGAUUUUACAAAAGAAGGUGACCGGUUUAUAAACCCUCCACGUAAUAGGCGGCCAGCAGGUAGGCCCAAGGUUAAACGUAUUCGUUCAAGGGGUGAAGAGUCGAACACCAGGCCAAAUAAAUGUGGGAGGUUCACUGAUGUUUUAUAG
Molecule: messenger RNA, 1917 nt
Organism: Rhododendron vialii
Lineage: Eukaryota; Viridiplantae; Streptophyta; Magnoliopsida; Ericales; Ericaceae
Exons: 5
Coding region: 1-1917 (638 amino acids)
Molecular function (GO): zinc ion binding
Source: RefSeq, a predicted model, not a curated record